CGGACGCGCCAGGCGCGGACCGGCCGGGAGCGGGUCUAGACGGGUCGGGUCGGGUCGCUCGGGUUCCGGCGGGCGGUGGCCAUGGGCAACAGGGUGGCGCGGGAGGACUUCGAGUGGGUUUACACCGACCAGCCGCACACGGCGCGGCGGCGGGAGAUCCUGGCCAAAUAUCCUCAGAUCAAGUUGUUGAUGGGUCCUGAUCACAACCUGAAGUGGGUCGUCACCCUGAUGAUUGCAGUGCAGCUUCUGGCCUUCUACCUUGUUAAGGACUUGGAGUGGAAGUGGGUGAUGUUCUGGGCGUACGUGUUUGGUGGGUGUGUGAACCAUUCCAUCACGCUGGCCAUCCAUGAAAUCUCUCACAAUGCUGCCUUCGGGAACAAGUACGCACUGAUCAACCGCUACUUCGGCAUGUUUGCUAACCUCCCCAUUGGCCUGCCGUACUCGGUCUCCUUCAAGCGGUACCAUAUGGACCAUCAUCGCUACAUGGGUGGGAGUGGCAUCGAUGUGGACAUUCCCACAGAUUUCGAGGGCUGGUUUUUCUGCACCAGGUUAAGGAAGUUCUUUUGGGUCAUCCUGCAGCCACUGUUUUAUGCCAUACGCCCGCUCUGCAUCAACCCCAAACCCAUCACUCACCUGGAGAUCACCAACCUGGUGGUUCAGUUAACCUUCAACCUACUGAUUUAUUAUCUCUGGGGAGUGAAACCGGUUGUCUACAUGUUGGCAGGAUCUCUCCUGGGAAUGGGCCUUCAUCCCAUCUCUGGACACUUCAUUGCUGAACAUUACAUGUUUUUGAAGGGACAUGAAACCUACUCCUACUACGGCCCCCUCAAUCUGAUCACCUUCAACGUUGGCUAUCACAAUGAACAUCACGACUUCCCCAGUAUUCCGGGCUGCAGACUUCCUCAGGUGAAGAAGAUUGCUGCUGAUUACUAUGACAACCUGCCCCAGUACUCCUCCUGGGUGAAAGUGCUCUACGACUUCAUCAUGGAUGAUACCAUCAGCCCCUACUCGCGCAUCAAGAGAACAGUGAAAGAUGCCAACCAGGACUAGGUGUGAACUGUCAAACCGGCAGAAUAAGUUGGCUUGCCUCCUGGGCAGAUUUUUAUAGUUCUUACAAAUCUUGUAUUCUCCAAGAACAAUGUUGUAUUAAGUGUCUUUGUACAACCCAUGCACUAAGCAACCGUGAAUAUUUAGUGUUUAAUGACGUGUUUUGGCUGCUGUAUAGCUUUGCUCAGCUGUUGUCAGACUAACUGCAGGAAUUUGAUAUGACUGUAGGAUGAGGUGUUGGCAAUGGAAAGUGUUUCAGCUUGCAGUUGGAUUGUGGAACCUGUUACCUUUUGAAUUGCUGCAUUUGCCUCCAAUCUGCCGAGCUGAGGCAAGCAACCUUCGGCUUGGCCUGUACCUGAUCACCUCACCCUGCUGGCUGUUCUGUGCCUUGUUCUUGGCCUGGUUGUUUAACCUGGCAAGCUGGGCUACAAUAUACUGAAGUAGGUGAUCAUUGCCUGCCUGGGCUGUUCCCAGCAGCUUGCGUUGUUCACCAACACUGCAGCUGUCGACACCGCACACACCAGCUGUUGGGAAGUGGUCACUUGAUGCCAGUGGAGAGCUCGAUAGUUGUGGCCAUGGCAACUACAAAUUGGGGGUGGUGGGGGGAGUAGUUCCCCUCCAGUUUAAAACCAAGUUGGGUGUCCAAUCGUGAGUCCCCUGGAAGGUGAUCUGGUUCCUCUCCCUUGAUUUUUAGGGCUUGAAGGGGAACGUGAAUGCUUGCUUUGGGUGUGGGGAAGAUUGAAGGCCCAGGACUGCAGCAUGAAACUGGCUGUGAGGAGUGAGCCUUUCAGUUGCCAAAGAAUACCCAUGUCUGUGAACUUCCUUGCUGUAUCCUGCCUGCAAUUGCUGGCUGCUUCCUCUUGACUGCAAGGAUCAGUUUCUGCACUGUUUACUUUGCAUGUUUUUGUACUGAUGCUUCUAUUAAUGUUGAAACCACCCAGAUAUUGCCCAUCUUGCAAUUUAAAAUAAAUGGCUUUAAUACUUGUAA
This is a messenger RNA of Pristis pectinata (smalltooth sawfish), 2035 nucleotides long. RefSeq names its product delta(4)-desaturase, sphingolipid 1 (gene degs1). The record is from RefSeq and is a predicted model, not a curated record. Gene Ontology annotation, molecular function: sphingolipid delta-4 desaturase activity. Gene Ontology annotation, cellular component: membrane. The coding region runs from base 82 to 1050 and encodes 322 amino acids. Lineage: Eukaryota; Metazoa; Chordata; Chondrichthyes; Rhinopristiformes; Pristidae. The transcript has 3 exons. Gene Ontology annotation, biological process: ceramide biosynthetic process.